Molecule: messenger RNA, 1012 nt
Organism: Pomacea canaliculata
Lineage: Eukaryota; Metazoa; Mollusca; Gastropoda; Architaenioglossa; Ampullariidae
Exons: 6
Coding region: 400-753 (117 amino acids)
Source: RefSeq, a predicted model, not a curated record
UCUGUAGAUGUCGCUGCUGUCGUUUCAAUCGGAGUGAGAGGCAAACGAGGCAACUUCAAGGACAAGAAUAACCCUCAUCACCGCUAGGUGGCGAUCCAGCACGGGGGAUGGGAGGAGAGGAGCCAAACAGAGAGAAAGUGGUGGGAGGAACUGGCGGGAGGAGGUCUUAAUGAGACGUAGGAGAGCUCCCCCCCCCCAACCCUGUGAGGGCUGCCACAGAAUUGUGGUGAUAAAUAUUCCUGGCCAGGCGGUCUGUCCGUCACUUGCAGGCCGGGGCCACUGCUGUGACAGAAGUCAGCUCUGGGACGUCUCACCACUUCGCCACUCCUGGGCUGCCUGGACUUCUGUACAGACCACUCUAAUCCGUUUAGCACAACAAAUCACACCAGAGACAGCAAGAUGAACAGUUUUCCCUUACCGAGCGCCACCCAGAUCUUCUGUUUUCUAUCCAUUCUACUACUCAUCUCGACUCGAGCAGUUACAUCAAGUACGUCACCCACAAGCCGACAACAAGAAUCAUUAGCACAGAAGAAUACCAGAAUGCACUGGGGGCCGCAACAUUUUCUGGGAUGGCUGCCCAUUAGGACAAGACGCUCAGAAAUGGACAAUCGACUGGAGAUGAUGGGGCCAAGCAAAAGCUAUGACCUCAGUCCAGAAGCCACAGCGCUCGGGGAAUCCAUCAUGGACGAAUUUAUUUUCUUCCUAACCCUUAAAGAGGCGGGAGUUCUCGAUCUGUGUAUGCAGUUCAAGUGAAGCACCUGCUUGCACGUGCUGAAGCAUGCCCACCGCGUCACCGCUCCUCUUUGACCUCAUGUCUGCAGGCUUGACACGACGUCACGUGACCAGCUCACCCAGGGCCGGAGAGAACGCUUGAAGUACUAACUGGUUUUGAAAGUGAACGCCACGUAACAUUUUUCAAUCCCCGUUUUUGUCAGCUUUGCGAGCUAGGUCUGGAUAUUGAUGGUCUGUGUCCUUUAAUUUCAAAGAAUACAUCGGCAUUGAGAUUCUGAAA